GAGGCAUAUAACGACCAUUGCCGUUGCAAAACGGCGACCAUCCGCCGUUCUCAGUUUCCGGUACGAUUUUGUUCGUGAAAGUUUUUAGUUCGGGCCAUUUUGUGCCCGCAUUAGAUUUCUCGGCGUCCCUUUGACGCCUUUCAAUACCUGAGAGGCCGCCAGCUUGAAUCAUGUUGUCGAUGAAGAGCUGUCCUUUCGCCGUGACUCUAUUGCUCAUUGUGCUUAUCAGUUCUUGCAAAGGAGAUCAGUUUGCUGAUGAGGUGCUUGCGGCGCACAACCAUUACAGGGCUGCGCACGGUGUGCCUCCUCUCACCCUCGAUGAAGACCUAAACGCUCUAGCUCAAGAUUGGGCAGUCCAUUUAACGCAAUUAGGACACAUGGAACAUCGAGACAGUGAAUACGGCGAGAACGUAUACUACUUUUGGUCCUCAGAUCCAGAUUACCCCGUCUCAGGAAACGAUCCGGUCGACUCAUGGUACGAUGAGGUUAAGCAGUAUACCUACGGCACCGAAGGCUCCGGGACUGGGCACUUCACGCAGGUGGUUUGGAAGGACUCGCAAAGACUCGGAGUUGGAAUCGCCAAGAGUAACGGACACGUCUACGUGGUGUGCAACUACGACCCAGCCGGAAACGUGGGCGGCAUGUACGCCGAGAACGUUCUUCAACCCAACGGACCGGUCCAAGCAUUAGGCGGCGGCAAGAAAGGUCGCGGAGGUCGUCCAGGCUCCGGAGGCGGAAGCUUCAGCGGCGGCUUCCAGUCCUUCGGACCUUUCGGAUUCAAGUCCGGGUCCUUCGGGCCGGGGUCCGAGCCGUCACUCUCGCCACUCUCUUCAUUCGGGCCGGGGAUGAUGAAACUGGGGUCGUUCGGGGGAGACUCCGCCCCCACUUCGCCGUUCGGGAGAAAACCAUCUUUUGGAAGUUCUGGCUCUGGUUCACCCUUCGGAGGAAACUCUGGCUCUAGUUCACCCUUUGGAGGGAGUCCUGGGUCUCCGCAGUCUAGACCUGGCAGUCCCCGGACCAUGAGGUUCACGUCGGGUCCGAUACAGAUCUCGGGAGGCUCAGGGAUGCCCAGCCAGUUGGCUUCGCUCUUGGGCGGUCUUUCUAUGCCUGGAGGUGGGUCGAUGGGCCGUAUGCCGGGAUCACCCAUGACGAUGCCAGGGUCGCCGGGACGUGUCUCGCCGAUGCAGAUGCAGGGACAACCCCAGGUCAAGUUCCAGCGCAUGCCCAGUCUGAGGUUCAGCUCCCCACCGGGCGGUCUCGGGGGCGCCAGGAGCCUUGGGGGCUCCCCUUUCCCGGCCUUCUCUGGAUUUUAAUUCAGGACCACGUUAAUUGGACUACAUUUUGCAAUUCGGAACUAUAAAUUCUAGCCCGGUUUAAAAACGACGUAUGUGCCAUUAGUUUUUCUCGGCACAU
Messenger RNA from Bemisia tabaci, 1413 nucleotides. The record is from RefSeq and is a predicted model, not a curated record. NCBI's taxonomy places the organism in Eukaryota, Metazoa, Arthropoda, Insecta, Hemiptera, Aleyrodidae.